AUGACUUCAGUGGCCCCACAGGAGUUUGAAGCAGAGAACAGGGCUUCAUCAGGCCUGGCACUGUUCCUGGGCACCAAGUCCCUCAUCCACCACCACAAGGCUCUUUGGACUUCCCCUGGUGGCUCAGAUGGUAAAGAAUCCGCCUGCAAUGUGGGAGACCUGGUUCGAUCCCUGGGUUGGGAAGAUCCCCUGGAGAAGGAAACGGCUAACCACUCCAGUAUUCUGGCCUGGAGAAUCCCAUGGACAGAAGAGUUCUGGUUGGUUACAUUUGUGACCACGGGGUCACAAAGAGUCGGACACUACUAA
Molecule: messenger RNA, 306 nt
Organism: Rangifer tarandus platyrhynchus (Svalbard reindeer)
Lineage: Eukaryota; Metazoa; Chordata; Mammalia; Artiodactyla; Cervidae
Source: the annotation of a GenBank genome assembly